UUUUAUUAGCGGGUGGCGUCUGGUAGAAAUUAAUUCAGCCCUGUGAGAAAAUUUUUGCUUCUAAAACUGAGAGAGCAAAACAAAAUCACAAACAAAUAUUUGUUCCACCAUUUUUGUUGCGGAGACGCUUGUCGCGCCCCAUGUUAAUUGUGUACGGUUUGCGUGUGUGUGUGUAUGCAUACUGCGAGGCAUGCACACAGUUCCGGAAAAUAUAUACAAACUGUGCUUGUUUGUUUUGAGAUUCUCAUUACGUCGUUAAAGAAACAGUGAAAUGGAUACAGAUACUGAAGACGACGCACCGAGGGCUGGCACAAGUGAUGUAAUAAAACAUUUGCUGGAAAUCGCAAAUAGUAGGCCUAGCACCAAUGUGGCUAAGGCAAUUCUUGCCUACCACGAGUCUGCCAGUCUGGCAACGCUUCUGCUGGUCCUGGAAGAGGUGUCGAAAAAUACAGAUUUCUCGACAGAUUUGCGUUUGUCGCUAUCCUAUUAUAUGGAUGAGUUCUUAAGGCAAGUCUCCGGGUCGAAAGUGCCGCGCCGUUCGGUCAUUGCUGCCGCCGGAAAUGUUCUUCAAUACUGCAGCAAGGUCUAUGGCGACAGAGUGGAGUACAUGUACCAAGUGGUGGAGCAUCAAAUCGAGGCUCUGCUCAUAGCAGAUCCCAAAAAGGAUGAGAACACUAAUAAUAAUAAAGAUGCUAGCAAACCGGAGGAGCCACGGAAGCGUCGAGUUAAGAAGCUUACGCAGAAGGAAUUUGAUCCAUUUUCGUACAAGAUGGAACCGAAAAAAUUCAAAAUAAUGUCGGAGGAGAAACGCUUUAGUCGCGUUGGCUUUGAAACAAAUAGAAAUAGAAACCGUACAGUCGAGCAUAUGUAUCAGGAUCACACUCCGUCGCAUAUGUGGAAAUACGCUUCGAUUAUGGAUCCAGCCAACCCCUACGAAAAAGAUGAGAAGAAGAACUACAAAGUAUUCACGUACCAUCCGGAGCCCAGAUACAAUACGCUUCUGCCGGACAUUCAGUUUGACCGUCUGAAUCUUAUCAAGGAGUAUGUGAACAGGAAUCAAGUGAAUUUGUCUGACACUCUAAACAGGAACAUGAGCAAUAAGGAAUACUUAGAUGAGUACAUAGCGUUGGAGAAUCAAAUGCUAGCUUCUCGCUAUGGGGAGAAGUCAUUGCUGAAACGCACGCUGAUUGCCGAUGAAAAGGAGAAGGCGAAGCGGCUGCGAUUGGAGCUGGAAAAUUUGCAGAAACCUUUGUUGCACAGUAGUGGACAAAGUCCGAAGCGUAUGAGGCUAGCAGAUGAUGUUGUUAAUAGUGAGGAUAUGAGUGGAGUGCAGCCGGAGUCAAUGAUCAACGACUCGUUCAAAACGACGUUUGUGGAUACAAUGGAGAAUCACCUCGAAGAAUCCUCGCUAGCCGUGAAUGAUGCCAGCUGCAUGGACAGCACGCGCUUGGAUCAGCAGACGCAACAGAAGUCACACACUGACGACAGUCAGUUGCAAUUAGAGCUCAGCUCAGCUAGCAAAGGCGACGAGAACAAUGAGCAGUUGCUGCAAAUCGAUUCCGGCAUUGGGAUGGAUGACGCAGGCGAUACUCUGCCAGCAGCUCAAUCUUUUGAUGACGAGGGUGUUGUUCUUACAGAUUUAAUAGAGGAGCAGCGUCUCCACUCACUGUCACCCAAGGUAAUGGUGCACGACAUAUUGCCCGGCGUGCCAGAUAAAGCGAAUCUUAGCGUUCGUGUCGAUGCCGAAAUGCUGGCACUCAGUGGCAUCAAUGAAACGAUCGUAGAGGAGAUUAUCCAGGUGCAACGCGAUGUGCACUUUGCAAUUAGGCUAAAUUUGUUUCUGCUACCUGAAAAAAAGCUACGCAGAGAUUGCAUGUUUAAGCUAAACAAAGAGUUUGAUAUAUUUAAGAAAGCGCGCAUCCCAAGUAAGCGACAGACUGAACCGAAAGCUGCCCCGGCGCCUAGGAUUUUCCGCGCUUCCUCGCCCACGAAUUCCUCGACGUCGCAAAGUAGUUUCUUAGACUGGCCUUUGGAUCAAAUGGAAUUCGAUGCAGACGAAAACUUUCGUGGCUUCAGGCGUCCUACUUACGAUUCAGGCAUUGAUCAGGAGGAGGCUAGAAUGUCAAAUUCGCCUGCGGACGAUGGAAUUAUCGCUGAUGUGGACACUGAUGGAUUGCCCGAUUUGAAUGCUAUAGAAGAAGAAUCGGACCCAGCAGAAAUUCAACCAGCUAGAAGCUUAGAGCAAACAGAGAAGGACAUGACUUUACCUGAAAUUCUAUUGGAUGCAGCGGAAUUAAAUAAAACACAGCCAAUCGCUGACGAUACAAUCGCACAGAAUAUCAAAAAAGAGAACACAAUUUCUUUGUAUGCCCCAGCUGAAAACAUAACUGAGUUGUCGAAUGUGGAUACAGCCAAUGAGUUGGAUCAAGACUGGGAUGCAGAAUCUUGCAAUUCGAGCUUCCAAGAAAACUGCAAUAGCAUAGACGCUGAGACUGACGCCAAGAUUAUUGACUGGCAUCGUAGGCUUGCGCCCACAUUGGAAGCAGCACACGCCCGUCAAAAUUUUAGUAUACGGGAUUUAAACGAUGAGAUAAUAGCGAAGUGUCAGGAAAGAGGUGGAGUGGCCACUUUGGCGGACGUGCUGGAGGAUAAGGAUCCAACCAAACUGUGUUGCUAUAUGCUGUCCUCAUUACUGCUGACGAAUCAGCGCAACGUCGAUCUACAAAUAGAUAAGCGCGAUAAAAGCAAGCCCAUUGAGAUGAAACAGUUUAAAAUGAAUUUAAUAAGCACGGAGAGGAAACAAGUGAACCCGGAGGAUGAUAUUGGCAAUAUGGACAAUGCCUGCCAUCGAGGGAAACAGGUAGCGGGCACAUCACAAAAAACGAAAACACCGCUUCACCAACCACAGCACUGUCUUAAAACAGUUAAUGUAAACAACGUACGACUUAUAACACCGGUUCCCAAGGCAAAUGGACGUCCGGAGGAUGCCGACUCGGGGUUGGCAUCUUCGGUGUCUAGCUGGUCCCUAGAUACAUAACAGCCGAUGUAUACUAACUAUUCGUGUGUGUCUUUAGUUUCUGUUUGAUGGACUGGCUCUCGAUAAAGAAUUUUGUAUCAUAUUUGAAUAGAUGGGUAUAUAAGUGUAUAGAAUUUGAUGUCCACCCCCGUAGGCAUUCCUAGUGUAAACGUUUUAUUUAUAUAUCACGAAUAUUUUAAA
Drosophila mojavensis is the source of this 3217-nucleotide messenger RNA. RefSeq lists its product as uncharacterized. Lineage: Eukaryota; Metazoa; Arthropoda; Insecta; Diptera; Drosophilidae. Gene Ontology annotation, biological process: meiotic chromosome condensation; mitotic sister chromatid separation. The record is from RefSeq and is a predicted model, not a curated record. Gene Ontology annotation, molecular function: chromatin binding. Gene Ontology annotation, cellular component: nucleus; condensin complex. The transcript has 10 exons. The coding region runs from base 272 to 3037 and encodes 921 amino acids.